CAUAUUCGGUAUCAGGUCAUACGCUUAAAAAGAUCACCUUACGGUAUUCUAACCACUCCCAUUAUUGUCAUACCCCCAUGGGCCCACGUGCUUGCUUCAAUGAUGUACAGCAAUUGGCAAUUUAGUUCAGAUGACGAUGAUGAAGAAGACUACGAGGUCUCUGUCCGCUGCUGCAGUCCUGACCUACCUCCUGCAGGCAGUCUCGUCUCCGUAGAUUACUCCUCCAGUCAAACGACACUUGAAGAUGGUUUGGGUGGAUUCCAAGUGGUACCAGACGAUGAUGAUGGUUGGAUUUCAGAUCAAGAUGAGGUCUAUGAUGAUGCCACACCCUCUUACAUUAACAAUGACGUUUUGGUGGAGAAGGUCAGAGGUAUUUGGUACCAGUCAAACAAGAAACUAACUGGAGAGGUUAAGGAGGUGAUUCAUUCCACAUUCAGUGAUCAUCCUGAUCCAUACUCACUACUGAUCACUCACAUUGAGAGAGUUGGUAAGAAUCGUCCUCAACCAAACUCAGUUCCACGUCUAGUAGUCACUGAGUUUCAGGAAUGGCGUAAGUCCAGUGGGUGUGGCAUUGUUCCCAGCAAGUACCACCAAAAGACUGUACUCUCAGUACUGGAGAGAUGCCAUCAUGUCCUCUUUGAUGAUUUAGUCUCCAUUUUUGACCUGGUGAAUGCUGAUAGGACUGAGCUUGUUGAGUUUAUUAGGAUAUUACUGGAUUCGUUUAGACACACUGAUGCUAUAUCUUAUGCUAUCAAGCUUAACCUUCAGGAAGAAUUUGACGUCAAGCAAUUGCUUACUCCAUUACUGGCAAUGGACAAAGUGAAUCUUAUUGAACGAUAUUUGUCAGAUUAUCCAAAGCUUCAAGAUGAUUUCUUAAAGUACCUUGAAGAACUCUACGACUCACCACAAAUGCUUGAAUCUGUCAAGAGUGACUUGUUAAAGAAAGGGAUUUGCUUCUCUGCCAGCGAUAAACUGAGUCAUCACCAGCUGGAGAAAUUAAGCAUUAGAUUAGUCAACUUUUUUAGACUAUCAAUAUCAAGCUACCCAAAGAUUUUUGAACGAAAAGCAGUUUCUUCACUUAACUAUUUACUGAAAAAGAAAUACAUUGAUCAUACUUUGUCUGAUAUUGCUGUGUUAGAAGCAGCUGUUAAAGGUAGACCUUCCCUCCAAUAUCACUUAAUUACAGAGCUGGUCUGCUACAAUGACCUACCUGCAGCUGCUCAUUAUUCCAAGCAUUAUCAGUUAGCAUCAAACCAGCUCCCUCCUUCGCUCAAUGAGUACAUGAAGAAAAUGGACUCGGAGCCCAGUCGUCCAUUGUACCCUCAGUGUAGUGCCAUACUGGCUAAGAAUGUACAGAAGCAGAUCAACGAUGUGUUGUGUAAAAGGGCUGGCUUACAACAAUCAUCUCCUUAUCAUGUGCUGAAGCUCCCUACCAGGAAGAUUACAUUCGUUGAUAAUGAAAAAACCUUUGCUAUGUGUAAGGACCGUUUGACUGAGACUGGUGCUGUUAUUGGUAUCGAUGCUGAGUGGAGGAUAGCAGUUUGUAAUAAUGGGGAGGAAAGGCUAUCCUUGUUACAGUUAGCUGUACACGAUGCCAUAUUCCUCUUAGACCCUCUCGUACUUCCAGAGAGAAUCCCUCACGACGAACUGACCAGGUUCAUCAAUAAGAUUUUUGGCUCUUCGAAAACCCUCAAAUUAGGUUACGAGGUGCAUGGUGAUUUGUCAAUGCUGGAAAGGACUUGGCCGUUCAUUGGAGCUGCUUUGAGGAAACCCAAACGUGUUGUUGAUCUCAAAUUUAUGAACGAAAUUAUUAAAAAUUCUGUUAAUGAAGUGACGACGCCUCCUCCCGUUAUAAUCAAAAAGAUAUCGGAGCCUGGUUUCCCAGUUCAAUAUGUUAACAGCAUAGGAAGAGGUUUGAGUAAAGUUGUGCCACCUGCGUCGUCCUUUCUCCCUCUCACUCCUCCUUCACCUUUCCUUCUGUCUCCUCCUCCUUCACCUCUCCUUCUCCCUUACUCUCUUCCUACCCCUCUUCCUUCUCCCCUUCUUUCUCCUUUAUCUAAGACCAGUUUUACUGGUUCUGGUCCUAGUGGCCUCAGUUUGUUGGUCAAAGAGUGUUUGGGUAAGCCGUUGGAUAAAUCACUCCAAAUGUCUGACUGGGACAGACGACCACUGCUCAAUGAGCAAGUUAAAUAUGCAGCUCUUGAUGCAUUCUGUUUAUUAGAAGUCUAUGAUUAUCUAAAGGCUUACAUUGUGAAGGAAUGUUCUGGUGUUCCUCUAGAGCCGACACUUGAUUAUCAGAGAGAAAGGACGAGGCUGGAAAAGCAAAAGAGGAGGAAUGAAAUGAAGCAGAAGAAAGCUUCCAGCAUUGGGAGCACGUCAUGAACUAGAUCGUUUCAUAAUCAUUUUUAUAAUCACUUCAUUGACUCUAUCAAUUCUAUGAUUGUAGGAAUAUCGUUUCAUAAUAUAUUAUCCAUAAUCUUGUUUCUAUGAUUGUAGGAAUAUUGUUUUUUUGUAAAUGAUAUAUUCAUAAUUAUUUUGUUUUUAAUUUGAUUCUACUCAAAAAUAAA
Molecule: messenger RNA, 2567 nt
Organism: Amphimedon queenslandica
Lineage: Eukaryota; Metazoa; Porifera; Demospongiae; Haplosclerida; Niphatidae
Product: exonuclease mut-7 homolog
Exons: 18
Coding region: 100-2382 (760 amino acids)
Biological process (GO): nucleobase-containing compound metabolic process
Molecular function (GO): 3'-5' exonuclease activity; nucleic acid binding
Source: RefSeq, a predicted model, not a curated record